CUAGGUGGCACCACUUUCUGCUGUCAAUAAUUGCGAUAAAAACAAACGCCGAGCCGCCGAUUGUGUUAUUAUUCCUUAACAUUUUCAUUAUUAAUUGCUCUGAAAGCAAAAGUAAUCCCGAUAAAGAUUUUAAAAGAUGGAUUUGGAUUCGUCACCUGAUAAGAAACAUCGCCAUCACAAGAAACAUAAACACAAGAAACACAAGAAACAUCGUAAAGGCAUCAAAGAAAUGAGUGAAGCCGAAGAGGGUAGCACAGAACAAGAGAUAGAACUCGAUCAGAUUGAGUACAGCAUGGAUAUGAUCCACGAAGAAGCUGUUACGAUCCCGGCAGAAGAACAUUUUCUCAUGGAUGCUGAGCACUGUGAGGGUGCCCUUGAAGUCAUUGAAGAGCUCGUAGAGAUUGACGUAAAUGCAGACAUUAGUACCAUCAACAUGGAAGAAAUGGUAUUGGAAAACUAUGGCCAAGACUAUGAUGAAUUAGAUGUGGUUGAUGUGGAUGGUGUAGAUGAAGAAAUCCUUGAAGACAUUGAAGAAGACUUACUAGAUGAUGUUGAAGAAUCUGAAGAUGAAGAUUUGGAAGAAGAAGAACAAGAAGAAGAUGAUGAAGAAGAAGAACAAGAACCUAUAGACAACACACCAGAAAAACCCAAACCGGUGGAAGAUUCAUCCAGAAAGAGAGUGAGAGAUCGUUCAAAGAGAACAAGAGAUGAUGGAGAAGGAUCAAGUGGAGAAGAGGCAUGGCUCAAGGCUUUAGAAUCAGGGAAAUUAGAAGAGGUUGACGAUGAACUCAAGAAGAUCAAGAACCCCAAGUUGAUGACUGUUCGUCAACGCGCGCUCUUAGAGCGGAAAGGAGAAUUGCAGAACGAAGAAAUCAUCAAAGAGGAACUUGUAGCUCUGCCAACAGGUUACAAGGAAACCGUGAUGACGGAAGAGUUACUGAAAAAGAAAGCCAUUAAAUCCGAACGACGACGGGAAGUGGCUGCUCAAAAAAGAGAAAAGGAAAAGAAACGAACCAUCGAUCGCCUUCUCUUGAAAAAGGAAAGUAAACUGAACAAAUCCUGUGCUGCGAGUAUUUCGGCUUCGACUUCAUCAGCCUCUGUUUCCGUCCCCAGUCACGUCUCUUCCUAUACGUGGAAACAAACACAAGACGGGGAGAUAACAUUUAGUGUACCUAUUGGAGCUGCUUUUCCACUGGCCCCACAGAGUGUCAAAGAACCACCUGCUCGAGUCAACUGUGGAGUGCAAGGAUGCACUAAUCUCAAGCGCUACUCAUGUUCCAAGACGGCAGUGCCACUCUGUAGUAUCCAAUGUUACCGAAAGAAUAUGACACUGCACAGAAUAUCAUGAUGAUGCGUCUAAUAUAACCAAAAUAAAAAUGUGUUUAAAUAAGAAAAAAAUUAUUGUUUGUGGAAACCGAGGACAAAAGAAUGCGCGCGUGUAUUUGACCUAGCUUUCUUUCUGCAGCGGUCAUCCUCUUGAUUAUUUUGUUUUACAACCAGACAGAUGAUAGAAAAAGGAAAAGGAGAUUAUUUUUCUUUGCAAAAAAGGAGACUGGUUACAUCACGUCGGACCAAAAAAAAUUCUUUUCCAAAAUUCAAAUAUUUUUUCUUCUUCUUGGUUUUUUCCCAACUAUGAUGGUGAGCAAAUGUUUGGACACCACAGAGAAAUAAAUAGGGAAUGGCUCGAGCGACAUGGAAAAAGUUAAAAACUUAAUAGUAGGCCUAAUAGUAAAUAGUAAAGGGGGGAAAAUGCGAUACGAAGCCAAGAAAAUUAUUCUUCCAUUCGUGUUUUU
This is a messenger RNA of Daphnia pulicaria, 1793 nucleotides long. RefSeq names its product stress response protein NST1-like. Gene Ontology annotation, biological process: chromatin remodeling. The record is from RefSeq and is a predicted model, not a curated record. Lineage: Eukaryota; Metazoa; Arthropoda; Branchiopoda; Diplostraca; Daphniidae. Gene Ontology annotation, cellular component: Ino80 complex. Bases 137 to 1348 code for a protein of 403 amino acids. The transcript is spliced from 8 exons.